AUGUGUGUUUUCCAGCAUGGACAGAGCAGGACAGACAGAAAGACGUUGUUCCUGAAGGUACGCCAGUGGAUAGCAGACAGAGUGACGGUGAAUUCGUCCCCCGCCUCUCCCUCCACUUCCUCCUCGUAUCCCGGCCCGUCGCCCGUCAGCGAUUGGUCGACGCCUCGCCGGGACAAGUCGUCUCCUCUUCGCGGCCCUCACGGUAAAUUCGUUUCCCCUUCCUCCGUCAGCGGCUACAACUCGUCGUCUUCGAGUCCGCCGGAUCAGACGACGCCGCAGCGACCGCGCGGAGAACGGCACACCGACAUGGCGGAGCUGGCAAAACAUGAAGCGGACAUCGAGCAUCGGACCCAGGCGCUGAAGCGAGAAGGUUUCUGGUCCAUGAAGCGUCUCACCCGCCUGACGGAGCCGCCGAGACCCAAAGUCCACUGGGACUACCUGUGUGAGGAGAUGCAGUGGCUCUCUGCAGACUUCGCCCAGGAGAGGAGGUGGAAGAGAGGAGUGGCCCGAAAGGUGGUACGGAUGGUGAUGCGGCACCACGAGGAGCUGAGGCAAAAAGAAGAGAAGGCAAAGAGAGACGAGCACGCUAAAAUCAGGAGAGUCGCCUCGUCCAUCGCUAAGGAAGUACGAGCUUUCUGGAGCAGCGUCGAAAAGGUGGUGCAGUACAAGCAGCAGUCCAGAUUAGAGGAGAAGAGGAAGAAAGCUUUGGACCUCCAGCUGGAUUUCAUCGUUGGACAGACGGAGAAAUACUCGGACCUCCUCAGCAAAUCUCUCGCUCCCACCAGGCCGGCUGAAACGGCUCCCUCGCCUCCCAAAACAUCUGUGCCGCCUCCCGUCGACGAGGAUGACCGAGACUUCGAGCCUCCGUGCGAGGAAGAGGACGACGAGGAGACGAUCGAGAAGGAGGAGCAGCAGGAAGGAAACGACGCAGAGAGCCAUCGCAGAGAGAUCGAGCUGCUGAAGGAGGAAGGGUUACUUCCUCUGGAUCAGCUGAUCAGCACCCUCAAACUGCCCACGGAGUCCGGCGAGGAAGACGAGGAAUGCUCCGACGAAUCCUCUUCAUCAGCGCCGGAGGAAGAAGACGGUGAAUUCACUGCCAACGAAGAAGACGCUGAGGAUGAGGAGGAUACGAUAGCAGCUCAGGAGAAAGUAGAAGGAAACGUGAAUCAUGAAGAAGAACUGGACGACUUAGCCAAAGAAGGUGACAUGAGUAUGGAAGAGCUGCUGGAGAAGUAUAAAGGAGCGUACGCCUCAGACUUCGAGGAGCCGUCUGCGUCCGGCUCUAAAGCGAGCUCUGACUCGGAGGUUUCUGGAGACGACGAGGUGGAGACUGAAGAAGACGAGAGCGACGUGGAAAGCAACACUUCCUCCUCAGAGUACCAGCACAUCGGACUGGACUGGUUGGUCACCAUGUUCGAGAAGAAGCUGAACGGCAUCCUGGCCGACGAGAUGGGACUGGGAAAAACCAUCCAGACCAUCGCUCUGCUGGCUCACCUGGUAACUGGGGGGCCUCACCUCAUCAUCGUCCCCACCAGUGUGAUGCUGAACUGGGAGAUGGAGCUGAAACGUUGGUGGCCCGGCUUUAAGAUCCUCACUUACUUCGGCAGCCAGAAGGAGAGGAAGCUGAAGAGACAGGGCUGGACUAAACCGAACGCGUUCCACGUCUGCAUCACGUCCUAUAAGUUGGUGCUUCAGGAUCAUCAGGCGUUCAGACGGAAGUCGUGGCGUUACCUGAUCCUCGACGAGGCGCAGAACAUCAAGAACUUCAAGUCUCAGCGCUGGCAGAGUCUGCUCAACUUCAACAGCCACAGGCGACUGCUGCUGACAGGAACUCCUCUGCAGAACAGCCUGAUGGAGCUCUGGUCUCUGAUGCACUUCCUGAUGCCUCACGUCUUCCAGUCGCACCGAGAGUUCAAAGAGUGGUUCUCCAACCCGCUGACGGGGAUGAUCGAGGGCAGCCAGGAGUACAACGAGGGUCUGGUCAAGAGGCUCCACAAGGUGCUGCGGCCCUUCCUGCUGCGGAGGAUCAAGAUCGACGUGGAGAAGCAGAUGCCCAAAAAAUACGAGCACGUGGUUCGAUGCCGCCUCUCCAAGAGACAGCGGUUCCUCUACGAUGACUUCAUGGCUCAGGCCUCGACUCGGGAGACGUUGGCCAGCGGUCAUUUCAUGUCCGUCAUUAACAUCCUGAUGCAGCUCCGUAAAGUGUGCAACCACCCGAACCUUUUUGACCCUCGGCCCAUCCAGUCCCCCUUCAUCACCAAGCCCAUCGUGUUCCACACGGCCUCCCUGGUGCAGGACGCCCUGGAGGUUUCCCCGCUCAAGCGUUGUGACCUGUCCAUGUUUGACCUCGUUGGUUUGGAGAGCCACGUUUCUCGCUACCAGGCAGAUAUCUUCCUGCCUCGCCACAAAGUCAGCCGCCAGCUCAUCCAGGAGAUCGCUGAGUCUCCAGAACCGCCUCCGAGACCCAAACCGGUCCGCAUGAAGGUCAACAGGAUGUUCCAGCCUCCUCCUAAAGGCGAUAAUCGACCGGUCCUCCUCAUGAACAAACCCACCUGCUCCGUUCCCCCUGCAGCUCAGACCCCCAAACCUCCUCCAGCCUCUGAAGCCGCAGCAGCUCCUGCACCUGCUCCUGUAGUUCAACAAGUGGUGUGCACGGUGACGUCUGCUCCCCCUCCCCGCCCCUCGUUGCACCCCGCCACUCAGACCGCAGUGAGAUCCAGCGCUCCCAAAACCGUGCUGACGGUGCGUCCUCCGUCUGUCCCCUGCACCGCCAGCGUUCCCACUCAUCCCAGUCCAAACCCCGGCAGCGUCAUGCCUCAGAGAGUCCUGCUCAGCCCUGAUAUGCAGGCCAGGCUGCCCUCUGGCGAGGUAGUGAGCAUCGCACAGCUUGCCUCGUUGGCAGGGCGGCCGGUGUCAUCGUGUCAGGGCAGUAAACCCGUCACCUUCCAGCUCCAGGGCAACAAGCUGACUCUGUCUGGAGCCCAGAUCCACCAAGUCCCUGCUGCUCCUUCACGCCCAGUUCAAGGUAAUGUGAUGCACCUGGUGUCGAGCGGUGUGCAGCAUCACCUCAUCAGCCAGCCGGCCCAGGUGGCCGUCCAGACCGCCGCCAACACCCACGCUGCUGCAAACACCUCGUCUGCUGCCGCUGCUCCCGCCGGGAAUCGGCUGCCUCACAACGCGUCCUCGCAAGUGCCGUCGUCCAUGGUGAGCAGCCCCGGCGUCGUGAAGAUCGUGGUGCGCCAGUCAACAGGCAAGGAGGGCGGGCCCGUGCCCACUCUGGCCGUGGCCCCUUCCCCUCGUGUUGCCCCUCAGGCUUCCCCUUCCCUGCACCCCCACGCCAACACCACCACCCCUGUCCGAAACACCGCCCCGCUGCAGAUCGCUCAGCGCACCCCCGGCCCCGCUACCGCCACCUACACCAUAGCCCCUCCCAGAAUCCCCAGCACCGCCCCGAACCAGCCCCAACCCCCCUCCCAACCUCGUCCUGUCCUCAAAGUAGUGCAGCCCCCUCCUCCGCCGAGCACGGAGCAGCCAGCUCCAGCUCAGGUGACGACCUCGUCUUCAGCGUCUAAGUCAGCGUCUCGUGACACCAAAAGUCGAAGCCGAGCAUCGCUGCUAAAUCCUUCCCUCCACCCCGGAAAGUGCCUCGUCCGCCUCCUCGCUCUCCUUUCCACAUGUCCUGGCUGGCCGACAGCGAGAAGCAGCAGCGCCUCAGCAAACUGGACUUCAUCCACCGAGUCAACGAGCACCACUGCGCCGCCAAACCCGUCUACGGCAAGGAGGUGUUUAGACUUCCUGACGUUCCUGCCGGGUCCUCGCCCGUCGCCGGCCGCCAUCGACCCGCGGGGCGAGUGGAGGCGGUCGGGUCACAGCAGCUGUCUGUUCUCCCAGUGGCAGAACAAAUACGACUACUGGUUCCAGAGCCGCUGCGUCCGAGAGGCGAUAAACAGCAUCGAGGAGCGGCUGGAGCUGCUCACCGACAUGAUUGACAGGUAUACAUUUGCGAUUCCCCCGGUAGAGGCUCCUCAGAUCUCGAUGCACUGCUGCCACCCUCCUCCGUCUCUGAGCCACAAGCAGGCGGUGUUCUCGUCGAUGCUCGCCACGCAGCUCGCUCCGCUCACUGGGAAUCUCCACCGCAUCCAGUGUUACAUGAGGACCCAGUUCCCGGAUCUGAGGCUCAUCCAGUACGACUGUGGAAAGCUGCAGACGCUCCACACUCUGCUGAGGAAGCUGAAGACGGGCGGACACAGAGUAUUGAUCUUCACUCAGAUGACCCGCAUGUUAGAUGUGUUGGAGCAGUUCCUCAACUACCACGGACACAUCUACCUCCGCCUGGACGGCAGCACGCGCGUGGAGCAAAGACAGGCUCUCAUGGAGCGCUUCAACGCCGACCGUCGGAUCUUCUGCUUCAUCCUGUCGACUCGUAGCGGAGGCGUCGGGGUGAACCUGACGGGAGCCGACACGGUGGUCUUCUACGACAGCGACUGGAACCCGACCAUGGAUGCUCAGGCUCAGGACCGCUGCCACCGAAUCGGUCAGACACGAGACGUCCACAUCUACAGGCUGAUCAGUGAACGCACCGUGGAGGAGAACAUUUUAAAGAAAGCCAACCAGAAGAGGAUGCUGGGAGAUAUGGCGAUCGAGGGAGGAAACUUCACCACGGCCUUCUUCAAACAGCAAACCAUCCGAGAGCUGUUUGAUAUGAACGACGGAGAGAAGAGAGAGAUGGCGGUGGAGCUGGCGGUGCCGCACGCUGAGGAGGAAGAGACGGUUAACAAACAGAGCACCACCAUCCUGGAGCAGGCUCUGUGUCGAGCGGAGGACGAGGAGGACAUCGUAGCCGCCUCUCAGGCCAAAGCGGAGCAAGUGGCGGAGCUGGCGGAGUUUAACGAGAACAUACCGCUGGACGACGGAGGGGAGCAGGAGGAAGUGGAGGAGCUCUCCAAGGCCGAGCAGGAAAUAGCUGCUCUGGUGGAACAGCUCACUCCCAUUGAACGUUACGCCAUGAACUUCCUGGAAGCCUCAUUAGAAGACGUUUGCAAAGAAGAGUUGAAACAAGCUGAGGAGCAGGUGGAGGCUGCCAGGAAAGGUCUGGACCAGGCCAAAGAGGAAGGCCUGAAGCUCCACGCCUCCUCCGACGACGACAACGACGAGUUCUUAUCAUCGCCGGCUUCCGCGGAGCCCGCUCAGCCGACUCCGUCCCGCCGAGGCCGCAAACCCAAGGACAAAGAAAAGAUCGUCACCUCCACGAGGACGAGCGGCCGGCUGCGAGGAGCGUCGCCCGAAACCGAGCCCGAGCCGCCCGCUUCGACAACGCCGAGAGAAGUGCCUGAAAGACUCCGCUUCGGUCUACGAGGACGAGGAGCCGCCAAAGACGCCCCCGCUGUGUCUGCCACCCCGUCCCGUACGGAUCAUCAAAAAACCUCCUCGUCGUCAGCGAAGCUCCAAGACUCCUCCUCCUCCUCCUCCAAAUCCUCAAAAGCGUCAUCGCCUGCCAGAGAUCACCAAACCAUCAAAACCAGGACUCCGCCGAACCGCUCCCAUCCCAGUCCAGUGCCUUCCCCUCCGACAGCUUCUCCCCCCGGAGGGAAACAACCCAGCGGCGGGGAGACGGAGAGCAAGAACUCUAAAACCAGCAGAGAGGAGAAAGAGGGGGAGACGCCGAACGAGAGGAGGGUGUCGGAGUCCUCGCUGGAGUCCGGCGGCCCGGCGGAGCUUCAGGCAAAAGACGACGACAGCAGCAAAGACCAAAGCGCCAUGUCUCCGCCUUCCACCAGCUCCAGGUCGCCUCGCAAGCGUCAGUCGGCGGAUAACGAAGUCCUGCGGGGUUUGGUGGAGGAUUCGCCGUCGGCUAAAGUCCUGCGGAAGCUCCCGGGGCGUCUGGUCACCGUGGUGGAGGACAAAGAGCCGAGGAGGAGGAAGAGGCGAGGGAGCGGCACCGGCGGUUCCUCGGAGGAGACGACGGCGGAGGAGAACGCCGCCGCCGCCGGGUUCAUCAACGAGUCCAACAAAGACAGCGCCUCGCCGAGCCCCGACAACAAACCUAAAAGUACUGUUACCAAAUCUCCUCAGGACCAAGACUCUACCCCGAGCCCCUCCGUGCCCCCGCCGCAGCCCGUCAGAGGUUACCCCCCGUACUCCCCGCCCCACCUCUCGCCCGACAUGCCCGUGCUGAGGAACCUCCCCGUUCGCCGCCGGCUGGAAACAGAAUCCCGCAUGGCCGCUCAGCUGGGAGAGCAGCAGCUGCACCUGGGGAGGGGACGAGGGGCAAACCAGCCCAAAAGAACAGACUCGACGCCGGGCAAAGACCCCUCCUCAACCUCCACGGAGUCCAGCGUGAACUCCUUUGCGACACCCUUGAAAAGAAAGAGGGGCCGGCCCCCUAAGACUCCCCAUAAAUUACCUGAGCCUGAAAGCACAUCAGCUGUUUCCCCGCAACCCACAUCGCCGACGGAGGAGGGGAAACCGCCCCUAUCCCCGAAACGUAAGAGGGGUCGACCCCGCAAAGACUCGACGACGAUGUCAGACGCUGUUUGUGAAGGACUGAACUCUAAAACAGAGACCACCACCACCACCACCACUACUGACGUAUCUAGUUUAUCAAAAACUGACACUAGCACAGAGCCGACAGUCUCAUCUCCCUCUACAGAGACCCACAUAGCUAGUCCGGCCCCCCAGUCUAUCAAAGCUGACACCGAAACGGACACCAACAUGGAGGUUUCGGACCCUCCUCCAGCUCCGGUUCAGGACUCGGCAACAAAAACUCAAGCGGGUCAAACUUCCACCUUAAAUUCAGCUUCGGUCCAAGCACUCUCUGCACCUUCACCCCUUCCUGUGCCUGUGUCCACAUCAGCCCCAGCUACCAGUAUUGUUAGUCCAGCUCCAGAUACUCUAUCAACCCAGGUUUCGUCUGCACCCCCGGUCACUGGAGGAACCCCUAAAACCCCCACAACCCCCUCCCCGUCCCCACCUGUCACCACCACCACCACCACCACCAUCAUCUCUUCUUCUACUCCUCCCAAUAUAAAACCAACACUUGUGGUUUCAACUGCUCCUAAAACUCCCGUCGAGCCAAAACCUUCAGUUUCCCCCGAAUCUGCCAAAAACACCUCAGUUGCCAGACCAGCUGCUACCACCACCAUCACCACCACCCCCAACAUCUACCCCAGCAUCUACCCCAGCUGCUGCAGCAUCUACCCCAGCUACCGUAAAGUCUACCCCAACUACCGUAACUUCCUGCCCAGCUCCUGUAACAUCUACCCUAACUACGGUAACAUCUACCCCAGCUACUGCAGCAUCUACCCCAGCUGCUGCAGCAUCAACCCCAGGUCCCAUAAGAUCUACCCCAAUUACCCCAGCUACCCUAUCCUCCACCCCAGCUGCCUCCUCAACAUCUACCCCCACUACAGCAACAACUACCCCAACUCCAAACAAACCGGUUUCCUCAUCUACAACUACAGCUACAGCUCAAGUGGGAACACAGGCACAAGUAUCGCCUCCCCCAGUCUGUACCCCUUCCCCUUCCCCAGCAGCAGCAGCAGCAGCAGCUCCCAGUUUAACCGCUACAGCACCAGCACCAGCAAAGACCAGUGCAGGACCUACGUCACUCCCAACAGAAGGACUGUAGAAAAGACUGUCACCAUCCCCCCUCCUCCUCCUCCACCUCCUACACCCCUCCCAUCCCUCCCAGUAACAACUACCACAGCUCCUCCAUUAAAACCAGUCACACCAGUAGAGGAGACCACAAAUGUUCCCACAGCCACACAAGCCAGUACAGCUGUCUCCAUGACGACGACGACGACUAAAGCAGUUCCUCUUGUGACUUCCACCACCAAAUCCUCUCCAGUUACUUCCCAACGAGAACAGAAGUCCGAGUCGACAGAUGUUCCUCAAGAGGUUCUCCAGGUUCCCUCAUCUGCUUCUUCUUCUUCUUCUUCUUCUUCUUCUUCUACUGUUUCAUCAGAUAAAGGAUCAAAAGAAGUAACGCAGGAGGUGUCGGAGGCAUCUCAAGACGAGCCGGAAAUGGAAAGCAGCCAGGACUCCGCUCGCUCCUCCUCUCCGUCGUCGGGCUCGUCGGGAACGUCGACGCUCACUCGCCACGCUCACCACAAGAGGACGUACGAGAACCGACACCCGGCCAAGAGGAGGUCGUCGUCUUCCUCGUCCGACUCCGAUAACGGCGGCAGCAGGAAGGAGCACCGGUUGACUCGCUCGGCCAAACGCAGACUACAAGAUCAAGAGAAGGAGAAAGGGGGCAACAGCAGGCAAGGGAAGAAAUCCGCUCACAGCCGCGGCUCGGAUAGAAACGCCUCGUCGAACAACGCCAACGCGUCUACAGGCGGAGAAUCCGGCAGCGACUCCUCCUCCGUCAGGACGACCAGGAAGUCCACCGGAUCUCAACCUUCGCAAGACGGCAAAGCUCAGAUUAACAGCUCGCCCUCGUUGCCUCCUGAGCCCGAAGUUUUGGGGAAAAGGUGCUCGGCCCUCAACGCGGCGGCUAAGCUCCUGGCGAUGAAAGGCCGAGUGGACACGCCCGGUCACACGAUGCGGAGAGACUCUGGAGCCAAAGCCAACAAUAACUCGCUAACGCUAACGAAUAAUAAAACUAGCGGGAGCAAACCGUCGACGCCGAAUCAGUCGAGCCGCUCCGCUUCCCGCUCCACCCGACAAUGCCCCGGGUCGCUCGUGCCCCCUUUGGAACUCGAGCACAAGAGGAACAGAGCGGAGGAGAAAGGAAGCGGGAGGAAGUCGUCGAGAGGAAAGGAAGGAGGAGAUGGAGAGGCGCAGGGGUCGUCGCGAGGUCACAGCGCCUGCAGCAGCAUGAGCAGCGACGGCGAGGGCGACGGAGGCGGCGGCGGACGAAGAGGCGAGCGAAGCAGCCGGAGUCGAAGCAGCAGCAACAGCAGCCAGCGGACUCACAGCAUCAGCUCCCAAAACACGGAGCACAGGGAGUCCCGAUCCCGAGCCACUUCCUCCGGCAGCGAGCGAGACCGCAGCUCGGAGCGCCGGAAGAGCCGAGGCGACAGAAGGGAGAAACAGGAAGAGGGUCAGCGGAGGGACAACAGCGGCAGCCGGCGGCGGUCUCACAGGCUCUCGCAACAGGAAGUGGUGACCAGCAGUUCGGGAGCGGAGGGGACGCCGGAUCGGGUGCUGAGGAGCGUGGCGGCGUUGGCGGCGGCUCAAGCGAGAUCGCCGGCGGCCAGCACCCGCUCCUCGUCGUCGGGGCAACACCGCCACAAUAAGACAUGA
This is a messenger RNA of Scomber japonicus (chub mackerel), 9249 nucleotides long. RefSeq names its product Snf2-related CREBBP activator protein (gene srcap). Gene Ontology annotation, molecular function: histone binding; ATP-dependent chromatin remodeler activity; ATP binding. The record is from RefSeq and is a predicted model, not a curated record. Gene Ontology annotation, cellular component: Swr1 complex. Lineage: Eukaryota; Metazoa; Chordata; Actinopteri; Scombriformes; Scombridae.